Miscanthus lutarioriparius is the source of this 234-nucleotide messenger RNA. Lineage: Eukaryota; Viridiplantae; Streptophyta; Magnoliopsida; Poales; Poaceae. The record is from the annotation of a GenBank genome assembly.
AUGGCGCCGCGGCGGCCCGGGCAGCUGCUGCGGAUGGUGGCCGGGAUGCAGGCGCUCGGCCUCGCCGUGCUGCACCUCAACGUGGUCACCGCGCCCGACGCCACGGCGCUCUACACGCUCAGCCUCAAGGUGGAGGAAGGGUGCGGCCUGGCGACGGCGGAGGACAUCGCCGCGGCGGUGCACCAUGUCCUCUGCAUCAUCGACGCGGAGGCGAGAGCAGCAGGGCAGCCCUAG